AUGUGUGUUCUUCGCAACACUGUUGCUCACUAUUUCUUGGUGUCCAACCCAAAUUUUAUCUACCAUUUCUCGACCAUUGCUCGUAUCACCAUCGGUCUUGACAAAGCUGCAGGUCGCCUUGUUUACCAAAUCGGCGGUGUCUAUCCUCCACCAGGAGAGGCCCUUUCUUGCACUCCGGUUGUUCUGGAUGUGUCAUACCAGCUUCCUCAUGACGGCAUCUCCCUCUAUCAGAUGCCUCCGGAUCUUUUUGAGACCAACGGUGGCGCCAGGAUUGGGACUCCACCCCUUCCUCCUUCACAACCUACUGCCUCCGGCAGCAGACCAACUGGGUCCUACUCUCAACGUUCCCAUUCUGCGGCUAGAAAAUCUAGAUGGCCAAUCCCUCUGGCAGACAGGAUUGGGCCUAGACGGUCUAGAUCUCCCAGGGAUUUCCAAAGGAGCCCCCCUUGUUGUUUAUUCAGGUCAAGUCCCAACAGAGUUGGGCGUUCUCGGGGCUGUUCAAGUGAACGGCCUCUGAAUCCUCCUCAGACAGGUGGUGAAUCUCGUCACUUUUGUAACUACGAGAAACCUAUCCAAAGAGCACCAUUGACGGCACAUACGGCUCCCAGAUCCAAAGGGAAAGGUUUUCACAUCAUUGUCACCCCCCCUCCUUUGUCUUGCUACGAGUCAGAUUUCAAAGACCAGGACGAAAUGGUCUUACCAGUUCCCGGCUCUGAGAAACCUUGGUUUUUUGCCACUCCCAUCUCUGAGUUGGUGGACACAUCUGCCUCUCCUCUGGCCAAAUCUAUCCAGAGGUUGGUCACGGUUUGUAAGGCAGACAUUGAUCAUCAUGUUGACCAAUUCAACUGUUCUCCCAACAAACCGGCUAGUUGGCCCCCUUCUCUCACUAAAGAUAUCCUCAAAUACAAGUGCAUCAACUUGUAG
This is a messenger RNA of Melampsora larici-populina 98AG31, 924 nucleotides long. RefSeq lists its product as uncharacterized. The coding region runs from base 1 to 924 and encodes 307 amino acids. The transcript has a single exon. The record is from RefSeq and is a predicted model, not a curated record. NCBI's taxonomy places the organism in Eukaryota, Fungi, Basidiomycota, Pucciniomycetes, Pucciniales, Melampsoraceae.